ACUGGCUUCAGAUGCUUCUGGGUCGCGGUGGGGAAGGUUUUAGUUCUCUGUGGUUGAGCUUGAGGCCGAGCGGUAGAGCAACCCGGCGAGCGAAUGGCGACCACCGGGACCGGGGCCGCCGCGGCCACGGGCAGGUUCCUGGUACUGCUCCUGCUCGGGCUCACGGCACCCGCCGCGGCGCUGGCCGGCUAUAUCGAGGCUCUCGCAGCCAAUGCUGGAACAGGGUUUGCUGUCGCCGAGCCCCAAAUCGCAAUGUUUUGUGGAAAGCUAAAUAUGCACGUGAACAUUCAGACUGGGAAAUGGGAACCUGACCCCACAGGCACUAAGAGCUGCUUUGGAACCAAAGAAGAGGUUCUUCAGUACUGUCAGGAGAUGUAUCCAGAGCUGCAGAUCACCAAUGUGAUGGAAGCCAACCAGCCAGUCGGUGUGGACAAUUGGUGCCGCAGAGACAAAAAGCAGUGCAAGAACCACCUCGUGAUUCCUUUCAAGUGUCUUGUGGGCGAGUUUGUAAGCGACGUCCUGCUAGUUCCGGAAAAGUGCCAGUUUUUCCACAAAGAGCGGAUGGAGGUGUGUGAGAACCACCAGCACUGGCACACGGUCGUCAAAGAGGCCUGUCUGACCCAGGGCAUGACUUUGUACAGCUACGGCAUGCUGCUGCCCUGUGGCGUGGACCAGUUCCACGGCACCGAGUACGUGUGCUGCCCUCAGAUGAAGGCCGUGCAGUCUGCUGUGUCCAAAGAGGAGGAAGAGGUGGAGGAGGAGGAGGAGGAGGAAGGAGAGGAGGAGGAAGAGGAAGACUAUGAAGUUUAUAAGAGUGAAUUUCCUACUGAAGCGGAUUUGGAAGACUUCACGGAAGCCGCUGUGGAUGAAGAUGGAGAGGAUGAGGAGGAAGAGGAGGAAGUGGUGGAAGAUCGUGACUACUACUAUGAUAACUUUAAGGGAGAUGACUACAAUGAUGAGAACCCAACAGAACCCAGCAACGAGAGGACCAUUUCAGAAAAGGAAGUGACCCAUGAUGUGAAAGCUGUCUGCUCCCAGGAGGCGAUGACGGGGCCCUGCCGGGCCGUGAUGCCCCGUUGGUACUUCGACCUCUCCAAGGGAAAGUGCGUGCGCUUUAUAUAUGGCGGCUGCGGAGGCAACAGGAACAAUUUUGAGUCUGAGGAUUAUUGUAUGGCUGUGUGUAAAGCGAUGAUUCCCCCGACUCCGCUGCCAACCACUGAUGUCGAUGUGUAUUUCGAGACCUCUGCAGAUGAUAAUGAGCAUGCCCGCUUCCAGAAGGCUAAGGAACAGCUAGAAAUUCGCCACCGCAACCGGAUGGACAGGGUAAAGAAGGAAUGGGAAGAGGCUGAGCUUCAAGCAAAGAACCUCCCUAAAGCGGAGAGGCAGACUCUGAUCCAGCACUUCCAAGCUAUGGUGAAAGCCUUAGAGAAGGAAGCAGCCAGCGAGAAGCAGCAGCUGGUGGAAACCCACCUGGCCCGCGUGGAAGCUAUGCUGAAUGACCGCCGCCGCGUGGCUUUAGAGAACUACCUGGCCGCCCUGCAGUCCGACCCGCCACGGCCUCAUCGCAUUCUCCAGGCCUUGCGGCGUUACGUCCGCGCAGAGAACAAAGACCGCCUGCACACCGUCCGUCACUACCAGCACGUGCUGGCCGUGGACCCAGAAAAGGCGGCCCAGAUGAAGUCCCAGGUGAUGACACAUCUCCACGUGAUCGAAGAAAGAAGGAACCAGAGCCUCUCUCUGCUCUACAAAGUCCCUUAUGUAGCCCAAGAAAUCCAAGAGGAGAUUGAUGAGCUGCUUCAAGAACAGCGUGCAGACAUGGACCAGUUCACUUCCUCUAUCUCCGAGACCCCUGUGGACAUCCGGGUGAGCUCCGAAGAAAGCGAUGAGAUCCCGCCGUUCCACCCCUUCCACCCCUUCCCGUCCUUACCUGAGAGCGAAGACACCCAGCCGGAGUUGUACCACCCAAUGAAAAAAGGCUCUGGAUUGGGUGAGCAGGAUGGAGGGCUGAUAGGUGCUGAGGAGAAGGUGAUUAACAGUAAGAACAAAGUGGACGAAAACAUGGUCAUUGAUGAGACUCUGGAUGUUAAGGAAAUGAUUUUAAAUUCCGAGAGAGUUGGCGGCCUUGAGGAAGAGCCGGAAUCUGUGGCGCCACUGCGAGAUGACUUCAGUCUGAGCAGCAGCGCCCUCAUUGGCCUGUUGGUCAUUGCGGUGGCCAUUGCUACGGUCAUAGUCAUCAGCCUGGUGAUGCUGAGGAAGAGGCAGUAUGGCACCAUCAGCCAUGGGAUCGUGGAGGUCGACCCAAUGCUCACCCCCGAGGAGCGUCACCUGAACAAGAUGCAGAACCACGGUUACGAAAACCCGACCUACAAAUAUCUCGAGCAGAUGCAGGUGUAAGUGGGAGAAGGCGCAGCUCCUCCCUCCCCGCCUCAGUGGGGGUGCGGAGGGCCGGAGAGGGCCCGCGUUUCGGAUCGACUGCUGACCAGCAGUUCCUCCCGGAGGACUUCGCCUUCCACCCAGGCCUCUGGGACCACCGAGACUGUCAAGCACUACUGUAGAGUCACAAUUUCUGUUCUUUUAAGUGGGCGAAGAAAAUGUUAAUAUAACAAUAUAUGAUAUAUAAACCUUAAAUGAGAAAGUGGUCUAUUGCAGAUACUUGACUGCCGUAGUUUCUUUUUUAAGUGAAUUGGCCACCCCCCCUCUCUCACGUGGUCCUACCCGAGCUCUCCGUGGACUCGGGCGUGUCCGCGUGCAGUGAUAGGCUGGCUCUGCAGGCCGGUCCUCCUGCUUGCGUUGCAUAAGUCAACUGAGGCUCACUCACUGUCCUGGUUUUUCUUUAAACAUAAGUAAAAAGGCAGUAUUUCUUUCCUAAAGGAGCUCUCAGAAGGCGGCUGAGAAACUGAGGGAGACAGGGAACGGUAAGACCAUUGAAGCACAGCUUGAUACCCUCUCGAAAUCAUUUUAAAGGACCAGUUUCUUGGGAGUCCGGUGUUCCCACUGCUGGGUGCCUGGGUGUCUCCACACGAGCCCCGGCACCAAGGAGGUCGAAAGCACGCGCCUCCCAGCACCUUUAGCCUGAUGUAUACAGAGUAGGGCGUCCACUGCCGCUUCCCUGCUCAAGCCAGUUCUUCCACAGAUAGUAGCCAGUAGUUUGUGUAUGACCUUCUUCGCUGUCCACCGUUUACUUACCACAGCUUUUUACAGCUCGCUUCCCUCCCAGGUAGUGUCCGAAUGUGCAGUCUUCACCUUUCUGGACGUUCCCCUCUGAAGGCACUGACCCUCGUCCCUCCCCAUUGUACCUUGCCUUUCCUGCCCUCCCUCUCCUGUCACCAGCCUUAUGUUGGUGUGCACUCAAGACGGCGGUUGCAGGAGGCUGGUGGCCCAGGAGAGACCAGGGGAGGCUCGCGUUGCGUGGCGGGAGAGCACUGAGACGGCCUGUAGACACCACGCGGAGCGUUGGAGAGCUUCCCUCCCUUCACACGAAUCUCUGUAAUGCUUGUAUAGUUGAUGUUGAUGCUCACGGCUUUUGCUUUUUUUUAUUCUGAAGGUUCUGGUAACCUGUGGUGUAUUUUUUUCUAUUUCCCUGUGACUGUUUUGUUUUUCUUUCCUCCCCUUCCCCUUAUCCAUGUCUCUCUUUAAAGAUCCAUAGUCACCCACUAUGCACAGGUAGAUUUCACCUACAGACUCCGUAAUCUGAUCUGUGGAGAAUGUACAGAGUUUAAACACAUCAAUAAAUACUCUAACUUCCA
This is a messenger RNA of Artibeus jamaicensis (Jamaican fruit-eating bat), 3746 nucleotides long. RefSeq names its product amyloid beta precursor like protein 2 (gene APLP2). Gene Ontology annotation, molecular function: transition metal ion binding; heparin binding; serine-type endopeptidase inhibitor activity. The record is from RefSeq and is a predicted model, not a curated record. The coding region runs from base 94 to 2394 and encodes 766 amino acids. Gene Ontology annotation, biological process: axonogenesis; central nervous system development. NCBI's taxonomy places the organism in Eukaryota, Metazoa, Chordata, Mammalia, Chiroptera, Phyllostomidae. The transcript has 18 exons. Gene Ontology annotation, cellular component: membrane.